GAGCUGGGACAAUCUGAAGCUAGGGUAAACUCCAUUGGAAAGGCUUUCACUGAGAAUCCAUCUGGUACUAGGCAACUAAGAGAACCACUCAGAAUGGAGUUCUGGAACUACACAUUGGGAAUUGAGUUCAUCUUGGUGGGGAUUCUGAAUGACAGCCAGUCCCCUGAACUUCUCUGUGCCACAGUCGCAGUCCUGUACAUGUUGGCCCUGACCAGCAAUGGCCUGAUGCUCCUGGUCAUCACGAUGGAUGUCCAGCUCCACGUGCCCAUGUACCACCUGCUCGGGCAGCUCUCUCUCAUGGACCUCCUGUUCACAUCUGUUGUCACUCCCAAGGCCCUUGUGGAUUUUCUGCGCAGAGAAAACACUAUCUCAUUUGGAGGCUGUGCCCUUCAGAUGUUCCUGGCACUGACACUGGGUGGUACAGAGGACCUCCUACUGGCCUUCAUGGCCUAUGACAGGUACGUGGCCAUUUGUCAUCCUUUGAACUACACAGUCCUCAUGAGGCCGAGGGUCUGCUGGAUCAUGGUGGCCACAUCCUGGAUCCUGGCAUCCCUGAAUGCUCUAGGACAUACCAUGUACACCAUGCACUUUUCUUUCUGCUUGUCCUGGGAAAUCAGGCACCUGCUCUGUGAGAUUCCACCCUUGCUGAAGUUGGCCUGUGAUGAUACAUCCAGGUAUGAGCUCAUGGUAUACGGGACAGGUGUGACUUUCCUCUUACUCCCCCUUUCUGCCAUUGUUGCCUCCUAC
Molecule: messenger RNA, 747 nt
Organism: Galeopterus variegatus (Sunda flying lemur)
Lineage: Eukaryota; Metazoa; Chordata; Mammalia; Dermoptera; Cynocephalidae
Product: olfactory receptor 2AG2-like
Exons: 1
Biological process (GO): G protein-coupled receptor signaling pathway
Cellular component (GO): membrane
Molecular function (GO): G protein-coupled receptor activity; olfactory receptor activity
Source: RefSeq, a predicted model, not a curated record